Nothobranchius furzeri (turquoise killifish) is the source of this 1601-nucleotide messenger RNA. It is a transcript of the gene dnajc8, whose product is annotated as DnaJ (Hsp40) homolog, subfamily C, member 8. Lineage: Eukaryota; Metazoa; Chordata; Actinopteri; Cyprinodontiformes; Nothobranchiidae. The record is from RefSeq and is a predicted model, not a curated record. Gene Ontology annotation, cellular component: nucleus.
UUUCCUUUCAAGUCUUUUUUUAAAGAAUAGUGCCCUCAGUCAUAUAGGUGGAAAGGCUGCUAAACUAAGUAUUAAACUAAGUAUUUUAGAUCUCCUCAGACUCACUGAUGCUUCCAGAAAUUUUAAAAGGGGGAUUGCAAGCCUCAGAGCCUGAGCAACAGCAAUUUGAGUCUGUAAAUGAACUGCUUUUAACAUGACUAGAGAUAAAUGAAUAACGUCCUUCAUGGCCAGGUGCCUGUUAUGAUGAAGCCAGUUUCGUUUUCAGCAUCAUUCAAUAGCUGCUAGGUUUUAGCUAUGCUAUGUAGCUAGGCUGCAUGUAGCUGGUCGUGAAAAUGUGAGUCGUUUGGCAGCAGCUGCAUUUUGUUUGCUCUGAGAGCGCAAUUUAUUUGAUAAUAUUGUUUACCGAAAAUCUGCAAUUUCUUUAAAUACGGCAGUUCAGUAAAACGUAAAGAAAGCAUUCAAAGUGAGGAAGGACGUUCCGUUUGGGAACACACGGUCACAUGACACGCUGCGUCACACGUAAACCCGGGUGAAGAUGGCAGCCGCCGGGGGAGAACCGGGAGAGCCCUCCUCUCAAAAUGUGUCGGAUGAAUUAUUUCAAAACUUUUACACGGAGGUAAAGCAGAUUGAGAAGAGAGACUCUGUGUUAACUUCUAAACAACAGAUUGACAGGCUGCUCAGACCUGGAUCUUCCUACUUUAAUCUCAACCCUUUUGAGGUGUUGCAGAUCGAUCCAGAAGCAACAGAUGAUGAACUGAAGAAAAGAUUUCGUGCACUGUCCAUUUUAGUCCAUCCAGACAAAAAUCAGGAUGAUCCUGACCGAGCACAGAAGGCUUUUGAAGUUGUGGAUAAAUCAUACAAACUGCUUUUGGAGCCAGAGCAGAAGAAACGAGCUGUUGAUGUGAUUCAAGCAGGAAAAGAGUAUGUCGAACAUAUGGUAAAGCAGAAAAAAAAACAACUGAAAAAGGAUGGGAAGUCACAGGAUGUGGAGGAGGAUGACCCUGAAGUGUUCAGACAAGCCGUAUACAAACAGACCAUGAAGCUUUUUGCAGAGCUGGAAAUCAAGAGGAAGGAAAGGGAAGCAAAGGACAUGCAUGAAAGAAAAAGGGCAAGAGAAGAAGAAAUUGAGACUGCUGAGAAGGCUAAGCGGGACAGAGAAUGGCAGAAAAAUUUUGAGGAAUCGAGAGAUGGGCGGGUGGACAGUUGGAGAACCUUCCAGUCUAAAGGGAAGAGCAAAGAGAAAAAGAGCAGGUCAUUUCUCAAGCCCCCUAAAGUUAAGAUGGAACAGCGGGAGUGACGGUGGAAGACUGAGUUGUAGAAGAAAAUGAAUCUUGUUAAAGUAAAAAUGCAUCUUCUGUGUAUUGUCACCUUGUGUUCUGUAGUCCCAUGUGUAACUUUCACCUGGAUACAAGUACGGCAAGUUACUUCUGACAAACUGUUGUUUUGUACUUCAUUUUCUAAUGUACAUAUUUGUGAGUUGAAGCCAGCGGUCAUACCUCUGUUGUGUAAGGAGUUGAUGCAUCUUCACUGAUGAGAAAUGAGUGUAUUUGCUUUUCUUUAACUUAAUAAAGCUUGGUCUUUACCAGUUUAGUUUGCCACGA